AUGGCGGCACGCGGAGGGGACAGCGCGCCGGUGAUGGCGUCGGAGGAGGUGAGGGAGGUGUGGGGGUGGAAUAUGGGGGCGGAGCUACCUCGGAUCCUGGACGCGCUUGACUCCGCUCCUUACGCGGCGGUGGACACGGAGUUCCCAGGGUUCCUCCACCAGACCCCGUGGUUCGCGACCCCCCGCGAGCGUUACCAAGACGUCAGGCGAAAUGUGGACAGUUUGAAGCUCAUCCAGCUCGGGUUCACCUUCUUCGGCGACGGCAGCCGGCGCCGGACCUGGCAGAUAAGCUUCCGCGACUUCGACGUUUUCUCUCCGUCGGAUGCGCGAUCGGAGGCCUCGGUGGAGCUGCUGAAGAGGAGCGGCGUGGACUUCAGUAUGACCAGAACAGAGGGGGUCGACUCGGAGGUUUUCUCCGAGUUACUGCGGCGAUGCGAUUGGUUAGGACGGCGCAAGCCCAGGUGGGUGACGUUCCAGGGGCUUUACGACGUGGCAUACCUGGUGAAGCUCCUCACCGGGGCGCCGUUGCCGGCGACGCUCCCCAGGUUCGCCCAGCUUGUGGGGGCGAUCCUCGGCAAGGUCAUCGACGUCAAGUACCUCACCAGGUUCUGUGGAGGGUUCGACCUCGGGCUGGCUCGGCUCUCUGAGUCUCUCGGCGUGAAGGUGGAGGGCGGCGCGGCGCACCAAGCCGGAUUCGACACCCUGCUCACUGCUAGGGUGUUCGAAUGGCAAAUGGAGCGACUACGAGGGCGAGAGGAAGACUUCGAGGGCAUCCUCCACGGGAUUGAGGAGGAGAGGAUCAUACCCCUGCCCAAGGAGGAAACAGGACGGGAGGAGCUCCUCAUAUGCCGUCACCAUCCGCCGAUUUUAAUCGGAAUGACCGCUCCACUUCCUGGAUUCUAUGUGGGUCGAAUAAAAAUUUUCUUUUAA
Molecule: messenger RNA, 930 nt
Organism: Spirodela intermedia
Lineage: Eukaryota; Viridiplantae; Streptophyta; Magnoliopsida; Alismatales; Araceae
Source: the annotation of a GenBank genome assembly